Molecule: messenger RNA, 1548 nt
Organism: Fusarium sp. VM40
Lineage: Eukaryota; Fungi; Ascomycota; Sordariomycetes; Hypocreales; Nectriaceae
Source: the annotation of a GenBank genome assembly
AUGGGCAACACACAAUCUUUAGUAGACGCCGCAGCCAAUCGAUGGCCAGUGGUUCUCACUGCAAUCCUUGUCUGCUUUAUAGCCGCCGUCGCCCCAAAAGUCGGGAGCGUGUUGCGACUUUGGACUAUUCCCAUCGUUGGAGAAGAACUCGGAAGUACUGAAAAGCGCAGAAAAGCAUACUUGGGAGGGGCCAGAAAAUUAUACUCCGAUGGGUACCAAAAGUUCAAAAAUGGCGUUUUCAUGAUUACAACGUCCAAGUCUUCUCCCACAAUUGUCAUCUCACCUGACUUUCUUCCUGAGCUGAAAAAGCUUCCCGAUUCUACCUUGAGCAUGGAAGCGGCUGUUGACGAGUCAAUGGAGGCCAAGUACACCAAGAUCGAGACAUCGGUACCCAUCAUCCCGCAUACUAUCAAAGGAGGGCUGACUCCAGCACUAUCUCGGCUGAGUACAUCCAUUGCCGAUGAAGUCAAGCAGUCCCUAGAGCUUUCUAUACCCUCGUGCGAGGACUGGACAGAAGUCAACAUCCAUGACAGCCUCCUUCGUAUCGUCGGUAUGGUAUCAGGCCGCGUGUUCAUCGGCCCAGAACUUUGCCGUUCCGAACAGUACCUCGAUGCAGCCAUCAAUUAUACCAUGGAAGUCAUGGGCGCCCAACGAGCUGUGCAGAGAAUGCGACCCUGGCUACGACCUUUUUGGGCCCGGAGCCAGCCGGAGGUUAAGAAGCUUUACCAGCGAAUUGCAGAAGCUGAGGCCUUUCUGGAACCUGUGGUAAAAUCGAGAACAGACGCUAUGGCUGACCCGUCAUACGAGAAGCCAGAUGACUUUCUGCAGUGGCUCAUCGACGGGAAAGACAAGUUUCCGGAUAAGAACAGCCAGAAUCUUGCCAAGGUUCAACUGGGCCUCACCUUUGCAGCUGUGCAUACCACGACGCUGACUGCCACUAACGCGUUUUAUGAUUUGGCUGCCAUGCCAGACCUACAGGCAGAACUGCGAGAUGAGGUUCGGGAAGCGCUCUCUGAAAGUGGAGGCGUCUUUACGAGCAAUGUUCUACAAGCCAUGAAGAAGAUGGACAGCUUUCUCAAAGAGACUCUCCGAGUCCAUCCGGCGACAAUGGCUUCCUUUCAGCGCAAGGUUCUGAAAUCGUUCACUCUAUCCAACGGCCAAGUCAUCCCUGCCGGUCUAAUAAUAGAGAUACCCGCCGUUGCAGUGAACUCUGAUUCCUACAUCUUCCCAAAGGCAGACGAAUUCGACCCGCUGAGGUUCUACAGACUUCGCAGCCAAGCCAAAGAUGAGGGAUCAGUUGAAAAGGCAGCAAACAACCAGUUUGUCAGCGUGAACCAGAGCAGUCUGACUUUUGGAUACGGCAGGCAUGCUUGUCCUGGAAGGUUCUUUGCUGCGAACGAGAUCAAGAUGAUUCUGGCCCAUGCACUUCUGCGAUAUGAUGUCAAGCUGGUUGGCUCAGAGACCAAGAGGUACUCCAACAUGGAGUUUGCGCAUAUGUCCAUUCCGGAUCCAUCUCGAAACCUCUUAUUUAAAGCGAUUGAGGUUUGA